AUGUAUGUAGUUCCGCCACUGUCACCAACACCAUCCGAAGCGCCACUAGUCCAACCGCCGGCCCUGGCAAACCCUACAAACGCCACCGAGAUCCUCGAAAAAGUCGGGGGAUUCAGUGUCUUCGUCCACCUCCUCAAAACAGCAUCAGAGAAUAUUCAAAUCGAAAACCAACUCAAAUACAUCUCAAACAGCUUGACAAUCUUAGCCCCAUCAAACAAAGCAUUUUCCAAUCUCAAACCAAACACUCUAAACUCACUCACCACAAAAGAAAAACUCCAACUCAUACAAAACCACAUCAUUCCUUCCUUCAUACCAAUCCAAAAUUUCCAAACCCUAAUAAACCCUGUACGGACACAAGCAAAUUAUUCUCUUAAUAUUUUGGUCGAAGGUAGUUGGGUUAACAUAUCCACUGGAGUUGUUAAUGCAACAAUUAAUGCAACAAUUUAUGAGGAUAAUCAGUUGGCUAUUUACAAGGUCGAUAAGGUUCUUCUUCCUCUUAGAAUUUUCGGUGUAAAACCGCGAAAAAAGGCGGUGGGUGCACCGGCACCGGCUCCCAUAUCAAGUAUGGUUGUUAAGCCUGAUGAGUUUCCAACAUCUUCGUUGAUUGCUCCUGCUUUGGCUGCUUUGCUUAAAGAUGCUUCUGCUGUAAGUGGUGCCCUUUGUCUUAGUGGAAAUGGGAUUUUGAGCUUUGGAAUUGCUGUGGUUUACGUGAGUUUGAUGAUGAUCAAUGGAUUGGGUUAUUUGGAAGAUAUUGUAUGA
Molecule: messenger RNA, 759 nt
Organism: Cannabis sativa
Lineage: Eukaryota; Viridiplantae; Streptophyta; Magnoliopsida; Rosales; Cannabaceae
Product: fasciclin-like arabinogalactan protein 12
Exons: 2
Coding region: 1-759 (252 amino acids)
Source: RefSeq, a predicted model, not a curated record